AAAUGUCGGUUUAUCUCUUAUAUUACGUUUUUAAUUGUUGUUUUUGAGAAUGCGAUGUCUAGAUAUGGUUAACCUCAAUUCUCAACCCCGUUUCAACGAUUUCACUACCAUUUAUGCCAUCAUUUAUGCCGUUAUAUUUAAGUUUAAAUCAUGUCGUUUGUUAAUAUUUAUUGAAGUAUAGCUUAAAUUUUUUUAAGUAUCAAUUCAUUGUUAAAAUUUGUGACCUAACACCUAUUGUUUACAUUUGGUAUUGAUGUGACGAUUAUUAGUACCAUUAUCAUGGCCAUUUUGUUUCUAACUGAACUGAAUUAUUAUCUUACACCGACUCUUAGUGAAGAAUUAUUUGUGGACACUUCGAGGGGUUCUAAGUUAAGAAUAAACCUAGACAUAGUGGUUCCUACAAUAUCUUGUGAUCUUCUAUCAAUAGAUGCGAUGGAUACCACAGGUGAACAGCAUUUACAAAUAGAACAUAAUAUAUAUAAGAGACGCUUAGACUUGCAGGGAAAACCUAUAGAAGAUCCACAAAAGACAGACAUCACUGACACUAAAGCACUUAGUAAAACAACAGCAAAGUCAGUGGAAAGUACUACUGUCGAAACAUGUGGGGAUUGUUAUGGAGCUGCUAGUGAAAAAAUCAAAUGCUGUAACACUUGCGAAGAUGUAAGAAAAGCUUAUAGCGAUAAGAAUUGGGCUCCUCCUGAUCCAGGAUCGAUUAAACAAUGUCAAAAUGAUAAAUCAGUAGAAAAAAUGAAAACUGCAUUUACUCAAGGGUGUCAAAUCUAUGGUUAUAUGGAAGUGAAUAGAGUAGGAGGAAGCUUUCACAUUGCACCGGGCAAUAGUUUCUCAGUUAAUCACGUACAUGUGCAUGAUGUUCAGCCAUACAUGUCAACUCAAUUCAACAUGACCCACAAGAUUCGCCACUUAAGCUUCGGGCUGAACAUUCCAGGAAAAACAAAUCCCAUUGAUGAUACCACCAUGGUUGCAAUGGAAGGUGCGAUGAUGUUCUAUCAUUACAUCAAAAUUGUACCUACGACUUAUGUUCGUGCUGAUGGUUCCACAUUAUUAACAAAUCAAUUCUCGGUGACACGACAUGCUAGACAAGUAUCUCUACUCAGCGGUGAAUCCGGUAUGCCUGGAAUAUUCUUUAGCUAUGAAUUGAGUCCGCUGAUGGUAAAAUAUACGGAAAAAGCAAAAUCGUUCGGUCAUUUCGCGACUAAUAUGUGUGCAAUUAUCGGUGGUGUAUUCACUGUUGCUGGAUUGAUCGAUUCAUUUUUGUAUCACUCGGUUAGAGCGAUACAGAAGAAAAUAGAGCUAGGAAAAUACAGUUAAAAGUUAGAUGCAAAAAAUAUUACAGAAUAAUCGAUGAUAUUUUUCAUAAUGACCGAUAAAUUAAGCUAUGCAUGGUUGCUGUAAAGUAGCUUAAUGUUCUAUCCAGUAAUCGAAUAUACUGUCGAGAAAACAGCUGAUAUAAUAAAAUAAGAUUUAUUGAUCUUUUGUAUUACACUGAAUAAUACUGGCACAAGUCAAACGUUUUUGUGUAAGAUAU
Molecule: messenger RNA, 1546 nt
Organism: Megachile rotundata (alfalfa leafcutting bee)
Lineage: Eukaryota; Metazoa; Arthropoda; Insecta; Hymenoptera; Megachilidae
Product: endoplasmic reticulum-Golgi intermediate compartment protein 3
Biological process (GO): endoplasmic reticulum to Golgi vesicle-mediated transport; retrograde vesicle-mediated transport, Golgi to endoplasmic reticulum
Cellular component (GO): endoplasmic reticulum membrane; COPII-coated ER to Golgi transport vesicle; Golgi membrane
Source: RefSeq, a predicted model, not a curated record